Messenger RNA from Lineus longissimus, 662 nucleotides. RefSeq names its product 10 kDa heat shock protein, mitochondrial-like. NCBI's taxonomy places the organism in Eukaryota, Metazoa, Nemertea, Pilidiophora, Heteronemertea, Lineidae. Gene Ontology annotation, cellular component: mitochondrial matrix. Gene Ontology annotation, molecular function: metal ion binding; ATP binding; protein folding chaperone. The record is from RefSeq and is a predicted model, not a curated record. The coding region runs from base 77 to 388 and encodes 103 amino acids. The transcript is spliced from 4 exons.
UUCUAGGAUUUUCUACAGAGCCUCCCACGUCAAGGGCAAGAAACGUCGCAUUUUAGGGACCGAUUUCUCAAACAAAAUGGCCGCCGCUGCAUUAUUGAGACGAUUUAAACCAAUGUUUGAUCGGGUCCUUGUUGAGCGGGCUGUUGCAGAAACAAAGACAAAAGGUGGCAUCCUUCUUCCUGAUAAAUCACUCGGAAAAAUCUUAGAAGCUACAGUUGUAGCAGUUGGACCAGGAGUCAGAACUGAGACUGGAUCUUUUAUUGCUCCGAGCGUGAAAGUUGGAGAUAAAAUAUUACUUCCAGAGUAUGGUGGCACGACAGUCAAGUUGGAAGAGAAGGAGUACCACCUAUUCCGAGACACAGACAUCCUGGCCAAGUUCGAGGAUUGAAAUCGACAUAAAAAUCAUGAACAAUUACCGUUUCAUUGUUAAUUCGAAAAAACAUGACUUGAUGAUGUCUCCUAAGUGCAAAUGUGUUGUCCUUGGCAGAAGAUCGGAGUUUAGGAACAAAAGGAUUGAAGUUGGUACUUGGAAAAGUUAGUCAGUUAGACAUCUCUAUCCAUGGUUGUUAAAACAUUUUAUUUCCAGAUUGUAGAAAUAGGAAACUAAAGGUUGUGUAUAAAUAUUCGUCAGAUGUAUAAAUAAACAUUUAUAUAAAUCGUAA